AUGACCAUUCUAGACAACCUAAAAGUUCGGUAUAACAAAAAAAAUAUCUACACUUACAUUGGUAACAUCUUGGUCACCGUUAACCCCUAUGUUGAUCUCCUUAUCGACGGUCUUGACGUAAUGGCGACAUAUAGAAAUCAACCAAUAGCUUCAAUGCCGCCGCACGUUUACGGACUUGCUGAAGGAAUGUAUCAAAACCUAUUGCAUGAUGGUGUUGAUCAAGUCGUAAUCAUUAGUGGUGAGUCUGGUGCAGGUAAGACGGAAGCAUUUAAAAGAAUUUUACGUCAUCUUGCGGCCUCCAGUGAGGGAGAUCAGAUUACAUGGGGUUCUGCUGCUCAGGGAGUGCUAGAAAGUACUCCACUUCUCGAAAGCUUUGGUAAUGCCACUACUUUGAGAAAUGACAAUUCAUCUCGCUUUGGCAAGUUCGUAGAGGUUUUCUUUACUGGUCCAUCUAUUAUUGGAGCUCGAGUAACAAACUACUUGCUUGAAAAAUCCCGUGUUGUACAGCAGUCUACUGGCGAAAGAAAUUACCACAUUUUCUAUCAAUUUUUGAGCGGUCUAGACAAGGAAACAAAAAAUGCUCAUCACUUCACAUCUGUCUCAGAUUUUGCUUAUCUUCAAUAUGGCAAAGCUAGUAAGGUCGCUUCACGAUCUGAUCCCGAGGCAUUGCAUGUUCUUCUAAAUUGUUGGUCGAACUUACGUUUCACUGGAGAGGACAUGGAUUUGUGUCUUCGCAUUAUGUCAGGCGUACUGCAUUUGGGCAAUGUUGAGUUUGGAGAGCGUGAUGAGACGCGAGCCGAGGCCGUAAGAAGUCCGGUGAAUCAGCAGCAGGCAAGAGUGAAUAGAGACUCCAUAGCAAAGUGUCUCUAUUCAAAGUACUUUGAAUUACUGGUGGAGGAGCUCAACCAUCGCCUUGCGCCCCCAACUGUCGGCGAGUUGGAAGCCUCACGCAGUAUCUCCCUCCUGGACAUAUACGGUUUCGAAGUAGGCAACGUGUUUUUCCUUACAUAG
Echinococcus granulosus is the source of this 1011-nucleotide messenger RNA. Its product is annotated as Myosin-XV. Bases 1 to 1011 code for a protein of 336 amino acids. The record is from RefSeq and is a predicted model, not a curated record. Gene Ontology annotation, cellular component: actin-based cell projection; cytoplasm; actin cytoskeleton. NCBI's taxonomy places the organism in Eukaryota, Metazoa, Platyhelminthes, Cestoda, Cyclophyllidea, Taeniidae. Gene Ontology annotation, biological process: vesicle transport along actin filament; actin filament organization. Gene Ontology annotation, molecular function: actin filament binding; ATP binding; microfilament motor activity. The transcript is spliced from 6 exons.